This is a messenger RNA of Amphiprion ocellaris (clown anemonefish), 5159 nucleotides long. RefSeq lists its product as uncharacterized. Gene Ontology annotation, biological process: lipid transport; lipoprotein metabolic process. Gene Ontology annotation, cellular component: extracellular region; membrane. The record is from RefSeq and is a predicted model, not a curated record. NCBI's taxonomy places the organism in Eukaryota, Metazoa, Chordata, Actinopteri, Pomacentridae. The transcript has 35 exons. Gene Ontology annotation, molecular function: lipid binding. The coding region runs from base 151 to 4119 and encodes 1322 amino acids.
GUAACAAACUGGGAGAUAAUUGCAAACUUGAGUCCUGUGAAUCCUGCCGACGCACUGAUGCGUUUAAAUGCAUGAGAAACUUUAUCAUCUGCUGUUAAAGGUCACCAGUGGGGAAAUAUUCUGGCUUGACUCAGAGAUCUAAUUUUAAUCAUGAGAGGAGAUACAGCAACAGAGAAUGAUGUGGACGGGGACGAACAUGGAAAGAUCACAGCACCAACAGAUACUGCAUCUGGAGAGAGACGACCUAGCGUUGUGACACUACAAAAUAUGUUGACAAAAGUUUCCCAGAGCCCUUUUCACAGUCAGUACAAGGAUGGUGAGCAGGCAGCUGCUGCUACUGAUGUGACUGAUAACCAACACUUAGGACAGAAUGGAGUGAAAGAACAGCUCCAUGCCAGCCCUCAGAAUGGAAGCGGUGGCAAUUUGGCCAGAACAAACCCUUUCUAUGCAUAUUAUUUGGAAUCAGGCAGCCAAGACCACAUACUGGAUGAUGCAGGAGGCAAAACUUCAGAAGAAGUACACCUUGAUGCCAUCUUCGUCCCUCCACCAGAAUUUCAGGGAUCACCUCUGAAAAAUGGAGCCAAGUUAUCUGAAACUCAGGACCACCUAUAUGGGACCCACAACCAUAACCAAGAACUCUUUCAAACAUCAACACUUGGUCAGAACGCAACUACCAAUGGUCAUUUUCAUGAUUUUACUCUGAACACACCAGACUUGUUUAAGGUUGUGCAAUCACAGAACCUCUCCAAAACCUUGAAGUCCAAAAACUCUGACCUCUUUAAAGAUGAAAUGGAGGAUCUUUUCCAGGCUGCUAAAGGAGAUGGUUUACUCCAAACUACAUCUGCUAAGGAGGUAUUUGAUAAAUCUGCCAGUAUUCUUGUGGAUCCAUUUGAAUCUCCUUCAAACAAAGAGGAUGACCUAUUCCGGUCUCCACAACCUACAACAACAAACCCAUUUUACACUUCCACAAACAAAGAAGCAGAUUUGUUUCAAGCCGUUCCGACUACAGGGGCAAAGCUCUUCAAUGACAAGGAAAUCACACGGGAUCCCGCUACUACAGAGAAGGACCUUUUUGGCAUAUCUGUUAAGGAAAAGUUGGGCGCAUUUUCAUCCCCAUCUACAAGUACAGGCGACCCAUUCCCAAACUCUGUUACAAGGAAUUUAUUCCAAAAUAUCUCCAGUUUGGAUGGUACCACUCCCACUAAACAAUAUGACCCUUUCCAGGAGGUUUCAAGUGGGACUCCAGACAUCUUUCAAUCACUUCCGUCAAAGACUAACAGUGAGGAUCUAUUUGAGACAACUCCCAACAUCAUUGCCUCUAAGAGCACCUACUCUACAUCUUCACUGAACAGUCCAUCAGAUGUAAAGUCAGAUACAUUAUUGUCACCAGAUUUAUUCAAGAAAACGCCUCCACGACCUCCUCCACCCGUCCCUCCGAAACCUUUCCACAAGCCACGAGAGAUUGUCUUGACGACACCUCGGGGAACCGAACACGAGAUUCUUCAGUCGACUCCCCUCAGUCAGGGAAGCGAUGUGUCUGCGUCACCCAGCCCGUCUCCAGCUGAAAUGACUCAUGUGCCAACUUUCAAGCGGCCGCCAAAACCACUUCCUCGAACUAGACCACCCAGGCCAGAAAAACUACCAAAACCUGAAAGGCCACCACAGCCAGUAAUCCCUAUUGAGCCUCAACCGAAUGUGCCGAAAACGCCUCCUAAACCAGCCUUGAGGCCUCUCCAGAAACCAGUUAUUAGACGUAAACUAAAACCUCAGGAAAAUAAACCAGUGGAUCCUGACAAUUAUGUUGUCUUCGAGAACAUCCUGCUUAUUGGACAGGAACGGUGUGUGGAAGAUUGGCCUGAGGACAGCCCUGAGCUUAACCCUGACUUCAAACCAUCUGGGAAACUUAGACUACGGAGGGAGUCACUGAAGACAAAGGCUGAUUCUGAUGGUGGAAGUGGUGAUGACCAGGAUGGCAACAAUAAGAAAAAGGACAAGAAAUUCAGAAUGUCUCUACUCUCCAGAAGAGGGUCGAAGGACAAGUUUCCUGAUGACACAAAGGAGGGGAGGAGCAGGACGCUGUCCAUCCCACGUAAAUCAUCAAAGGACUAUUUUUCAGACGUGCACAUGUCAGAGGACGAAGAGCGGAAUUCAUUGGACUACAAAAAAAACCCUCUGAAGACCAAAGUCAAUCAGCUGCUUCGAAGAGCAUCGACUGCUUCCUCCGUGGUUGAGGGAAAACAUGUGAAUGGAUAUUCGCCUCAAGAAUCAAAGGACGGAGACAUCGAUAAGAAAAGCAGUGGCAAGAAAGACUCCAUCCGCCGAUGGUCAGAGGGGACAGUGUUGGAUGACAGCACUGGUGAAGAGGAGGGAGGAGGGGAAGCCCAGCAUGAAGAGAAGACAAAAAAGAGGAUGAAAAUCAAGUUUGUGCCACAUAGAGGUUUUACCAUCUCUGUAGAAAAGAAAAGUGAUGAGCCAAAGGGAGCACACGGAUAUUCGCCUCGCAAAGGUUCUAAGGAGAAAUCACCUGAUGAAGUUUUUGGUGCACACGGCUACACACCUCGUAAGAAGUCCCAGGAUGAUGCUUCUGAGCAUGUAGAGGAGGUGAGAAGCCACAGUCUUCAGUCUACUAGCAAGGCUGCUUUCAUGGAUGACGAGCACUUACAGAGGACAAAUUAUUUUUCUCCUGGACUAAACGGAGAUGAAGAGGCUUAUGGGAUGCAAGACUGCAAACCUAAGAAACCAACUAAGAAGAAACUGCCUCAUAUGGCUCGUCGAAGUUCAAAGGAGAACAUGUUGGAUGACGCCAGUCCCCAGAAAAAGAAGAGCAGCUUCUCCGGAGAAGAGUUGGACAUCGAAGACCUAAAUGCGAUGGAGGGAUGCAAACCGAAAAGCUUGAAGCAUAAAGCUAUUCCUGUACCACGCAAACCAAACCCAGCCAAUGGACAAAAUGAACCGACUGGUCUCAGUUAUAACAUACCUCAGCAGGCAUCAAGUGAUUUGUUUGCUGAGGAGGCAGUGACUGGCAAAGAUUUCAUGGAUCCUGAGAUGUACGACAGCGAACAAGAUGAGCUGGACUCCUGCAAACCGAAGAAGACAUCAAAACUUAAAGGCUUCAAAAAAUACAAGGCCAAAAUCAAAGCCAUGCAGCUGGAGGGUGAAGAUCCACCAGGAGCUACGUCUAGUGAUUAUCUGUCAGAGGCUGCACAAGCCGAGUGGUUGGCUGCUCAGAUGGAUGAGCGCGCCAUAGCGGGAAUGGAGGAUGACGACGAGGAAGGGGACACUGACAGCUUGAUGGAGUGGUGGUACACAGUGGAGCAAUGGGACGAGCUGCCAUCAGACGAUGAGGAUAUAAAAGAGGAUGAGUCAAAGUCUUUCACCAUCUUGGCGGACAAGGUUCACCGUGGCCUGCGUGUCUUCAACAAGGUGUUCACAGAGCGAGCCGAGGUCCUCUGGCAGUCCAUCAUCAUGCUCCACGCCAUCGCCGACGACAUCAGCGAAUUCCACCACAAAGCCAAGAUCGCAGGCAUCACCGGCGGCACCACCACCGCUGUGGGCGGCGUGACGGCCAUCGCCGGUUUAGCUUUGGCACCGUUCACGUUCGGCGCUUCUCUGGUGAUCACGGCUGUGGGAGUGGGCGUGGCAACAGCUGGAGGCAUCACUUCAGCCUCCGCAGCCAUCUCAGACAACGUUAACAACAUGCACGACCGGAAGAAGGUGGAGACAGUUCUGCAGGACUAUGAGAACCACCUGCUGGACAUCGGCAAGAUCCUCCACUUCAUCAACCAGGGCCUGUACAAGCUGCGAGGCCACCCUUUCCUCAGGUCCGGCACCCAGCAUUACUCCGAGGACUGGGAGAUCCGCAGGGCCGUCCAGAUGAUCAGCUUGGUCGACUCUCCCGUGAUGAGGGCCACGGAGAUAACGGACGCCGCCGUGGCCUCGCUGCAGGGCCUCUUCAAAGGAAUGGACAAGUACUUCAUCAAGGACUCCAGGGAGCUGAAGAAGGGCUGCAAGAAGGAGAUGGUGGGUCAGAUAAAGGAGGUGGCGAACAUGCUCAAUGACGACAUCGUGGAGCUCAACACCAUCAGAGAGGAGCUUCAGGAUGCGACAGGAAGCAUGUGAGCUUGAACUGGACUAUAUUAUUUCUCAAAGAUCAUAAGUGCCCUCUUGUGACUAAAUGAAGGAACUGUUGGUCAGAUGUACACCUGCUGUGAAGUUGUGUUAACAUCUGGUUAGAAGGCAUUUAAACAACUCCUGUAUUCUGAUAAAUCACAAUAAUCCAGCAAAAAAUACAACCUCUAUGAAGCUAAUAAUGCUCAUUUAUUUGUUGUGUUUGUAGCGGAGAGGUGAUGCCUUUUUUUCUGGCAACUGUUAAAGCUCCAGGUACUAGACAAAAUAACACACAGAGCGUCUUUUUGCGCUUUAUCUACCAUUAUCUGGGUAAAAGGCUUCACUACUGGGUGAAUAAUGGACUCAUGACUGACACAAUCCCAUUAAAAUGUACAAAAACAAUCACAAAGGAAAUAUUUUUGUAGGGUAUUUGUCUUUAAUUGUAUUUUAUUGUCAAAACGUCCCAAUAUUUUUGUUCAAUACUUCUCUAAGAAAUCACUAUAAUCAUGUAGUAGUUGAAAAUCUAUAAUGAAACUUAAUAGGAGAAAUCUGUGCAGAUGAGCCUAAAGUUUGAUUGUGUUGUUACAGUUUUGUGGAGUUAAAGUUAUUGUUAGUCGAGGACAACACUUUAUGCUGUAAAUGUUAUUUUUCUAGUCCCAUCCUCUUAGGAUUAUAUCAUUUUAGAUGUCUCUUCUUAAAGGAACCUCAUGUUAACAAUCAAAUAAAUGUUGUAUAUAGGUUAAUUUAUUUGAAAUAUAUCACCUUGUGGCUUUGCUUCAAAAAAAACUAUUUAAAUACAACUAAGAAAGAAUUCCUACAAGUCACUGCAAAAUAAUUGCAACUUUGGUUCAUAGACACAAUUUGUGCACAAGUAUUCCAUUUUAGGUGUGGGCAGAAUCACUUUUAUUGUUAUUUGUUGUUGUUGUUUUUAACCACAAACAAUGUUUGACUCCAUGUAAAUUAGUAAAUAUGCCCCGUCGUUAUUCUUUCAGCUUGUGUGUCUUCCUGUAUUAUAUUAACCUCAAUAAAAUGUACCUGUAAAGAUUUUAAAA